Messenger RNA from Kluyveromyces marxianus DMKU3-1042, 1170 nucleotides. RefSeq names its product putative lipase (gene LIH1). The coding region runs from base 1 to 1170 and encodes 389 amino acids. NCBI's taxonomy places the organism in Eukaryota, Fungi, Ascomycota, Saccharomycetes, Saccharomycetales, Saccharomycetaceae. The record is from RefSeq and is a predicted model, not a curated record. Gene Ontology annotation, biological process: lipid metabolic process. The transcript has a single exon.
AUGAAACUUUUUAAACAGCGACAAGUAUCCCAACAACCUCACUUGAUUUCCUUAACAGCUAUAAUGGUAUUAAUUCAGCUUUUUGCAUGGAUAUCUGCGAUUUGGAUAGUACUUGUUGCGUCGUUAGAAUCAAAUACGGUAAUUCAUUUAGGUCAGCAAUUAGCCGCUGAUGUGGGAAAGUUAGGAAAUUCUGAUGUUGAAAUCAGUCAAGACUCUUAUGAGAAAAUGCUUUAUUUCAGUAAGAUCUGUGCUUUAACCUACUGCAUUUCUACUGGUCAGUUGGAAGCUAAUAAAACAUUCUUAGAUGGUGGAUGCCCUGAAGAGCUAGAUUUUUGCUCUAAUGUAGAAGAAAAUCCAUCCAUCAACAGAACAAGGGUUGAGUUAGUGUUGGUUGCUGAAAAGGAGGAGUUGGGUACUGGAUUUGUGGCAGUGGACCACGAGAGAGAAGUUGUUAUGUUGGCAUUUAGAGGAUCCAGCACAAGACAGGAUUGGUUCAGUGACUUUGAAAUAUACCCAACAGAAUACAGGCCUGUAUCGGAAAAACACUAUGAUAAGCUAGUGGAGAGUGGGAAGAUUGAAAUAUGUGAGAACUGUAUGAUUCACAAAGGUUUCAAUCGCUUUAUCGAGACCUUGAGUAAAGACUUCUUAAACAGAGUUGAAAGAAUAUUCAAAAGAUAUCCUGGUUAUAAAAUGGUUGUAACAGGACACUCUCUCGGGGCAGCAUUGGCUAGCAUAUGUGGGAUUGAGUUGAAGCUCAGAGGGUUUAAUCCAUUAAUCUUGACAUAUGCUACACCAAAAAUGUUCAACGAUGAGAUGAGGGAUUGGGUUGAUAGCUUAUUUAAGACGAAAAAGAUACAUGACAAGAGUGUAAAGAAUGGUGAACUAGAUAUGUUUCAUGGUUAUUUCAGGGUUAUACAUCUACAAGACUAUAUUCCAAUGGUCCCCCCUGGCUAUAAAGCUGCUGGUUUGGAAAUUUUUAUUUCAAAGCCAGAACUACCACAUGAGAAAGAAGAUCUAGAAUAUCGAGCUAUUGGAAGUGGUGCAACAUGGAAUCAGCUUCCAACUAAUGAAUUGACAAGAAGUGCUUUAAGAAACGGUAUGAGUAAUUUAUUCCAUAUGGAUGAGCAUCGGAAGUAUUUCAUUAUGAUAAACAAUUGUUCUGGCUUCUGA